CCUCCAUGCUUUUUCUCUAUCUUCAUCACACACACUUCAAUCUUUUUCACUUUUGUCUUUCCUUGUCCUCUGAUUGUUGCCAUAAAUUAAUUAAUAUUCCCCAUCCCUCUCCUCACACAGAGAAGCUAGAAAUCCAUGGGGUUUCAGCUUUUGGAGAAGAAAUGUGAGAAAGAUCUUGGUUUAAGCUAGUGCCCUCAACGCAAGCAACACAAACAACCAACAGCCUCACCCGACAGUCCUAGUAGAGUUCAACAGAAACAGCCCAGCUACUACUAUCUAAUGGGGUCGGAGCAAAAUCGAUUUCCUCAGCACGAAAGACGAAAGAGAUGGGGAGGAUGCUGGGGUGCAUUUUCUUGUUUUGGUUCACAGAAAGGUGGAAAGCGCAUUGUGCCUGCAUCUCGCAUUCCGGAGAGUAGCGGGCCAGCCUCUCAGCCAAAUGGACCUCAAGUGGUUGGGUUGACAAAUCAAGCCACAGGACUAGCUCCUUCUCUCUUAGCCCCACCUUCUUCACCAGCAUCCUUCACUCAUUCUGCCCUUCCUUCCACUGCACAAUCACCUAGUUGUUUCUUAUCCUUAUCUGCUAACUCACCUGGUGGUCCUUCAUCUACAAUGUAUGCCACAGGACCAUACGCUCAUGAAACACAGCUAGUGUCUCCUCCAGUCUUCUCAAACUUCACUACUGAACCAUCAACUGCCCCUCUCACUCCUCCACCUGAGUUGGCUCAUUUAACAACUCCCUCUUCCCCAGAUGUACCUUUUGCUCAUUUUCUCUCAUCUUCUGUGGAUCUCAAAAACAGUGAUAAGGGUAACUACAUCAGUGCAAAUGAUCUUCAAGCUACAUAUUCACUCUACCCUGGAAGUCCUGCCAGCAGCCUUAUAUCUCCAAUAUCAAGAAACUCAGGUGACUGUUUAUCAUCUUCUUUUCCUGAACGGGAGUUCCGUCCACAGUGGGAUUCAUCAUUGUCUCCUGAGAAUGGAAAAUAUCAGAGAACAGGGUCGGGGAGGGUAUCUGGGCAUGACACAAAUGGUGUCACUAGUGCAUCCCAAGAUACAAAUUUCUUUUGCCCUGCUACCUAUGCACAAUUCUACUUGGACCAAAAUCCUCCAUUUCCUCAUAAUGGUGGGAGAUUAAGUGUUUCAAAAGAUUCAGAUGUUCAAUCUACUGGUGGAAAUGGACAUCAGAGUAGGCAUGCUAGAAGUCCUAAGCAGGAUGUGGAAGAAAUAGAAGCUUACCGGGCAUCGUUUGGUUUCAGUGCAGAUGAGAUUAUAACUACCUCUCAAUAUGUGGAAAUUUCUGAUGUAAUGGAGGAUUCAUUUACUAUGAUGCCCUUUGCCUCUGGCAAGUCUACAAUGGAAGAAAACAUAGAGCCUUCACUAAUGAAAGGGUUCAAAGCUCAGGAGACUCAGGUGGCAUUGCGGAGUAGUCUUGGCUCAGAUCCAGGUCCAGUAGGCAAGGAAGCAGACAAUCAGGCCACCAUAUAUCAAGGAUAUGAAGGUCAUAAAUCACAAAGGCAUGGUGGUAGCAACAGCUCUGGGUUCAGCACACCAGAGAACCCUACUCUUGUAGAUGAUGAGGAUAUAUUCUCAAAAAUGGAAUCUUCCAGAAUUAGCAGGAAAUAUAAGAUGGGGUUAUCGUGCUCCGAUGCUGAGAUUGACUACAGGAGAGGAAGAAGCUUACGAGAAGGAAAGCGAAUGUGAUUUGGCAUGACUAAGAAUUAAUCAGUUGAGAACAGAUUAUCUGUAAUCUGUGUAUUAAUUUGUAGCUUUGUUUCAAAAAAAGAAAAAGAAAUUCUUUACUUGGGGUUGUCUAAUAGAUGGGAUGACCUAACUUAGAUCUAACCGAUUCUGUCCAUCGUGUUUGACCCGAUCUUACUGAUCAACGAAUGUAGUCUCUUUCUUCAAGCGAGUUCAGAUUAAUGUUUGAAGUGAAUGAAGUUUGGUUUUAAACAA
Vigna umbellata (rice bean) is the source of this 1950-nucleotide messenger RNA. RefSeq names its product hydroxyproline-rich glycoprotein family protein. NCBI's taxonomy places the organism in Eukaryota, Viridiplantae, Streptophyta, Magnoliopsida, Fabales, Fabaceae. The record is from RefSeq and is a predicted model, not a curated record.